This is a messenger RNA of Ochotona princeps (American pika), 1104 nucleotides long. RefSeq names its product zinc finger protein 830 (gene ZNF830). Bases 45 to 1103 code for a protein of 352 amino acids. NCBI's taxonomy places the organism in Eukaryota, Metazoa, Chordata, Mammalia, Lagomorpha, Ochotonidae. The record is from RefSeq and is a predicted model, not a curated record. Gene Ontology annotation, biological process: nuclear DNA replication; mitotic DNA damage checkpoint signaling; mitotic DNA replication checkpoint signaling. The transcript has a single exon. Gene Ontology annotation, cellular component: spliceosomal complex; nucleus. Gene Ontology annotation, molecular function: nucleic acid binding; zinc ion binding.
CCGAGACGGAAGCCACAAAGUCGCCUUGGCGUCUGGUCGCCAACAUGGCGUCCUCCGCCCCCGGCCGGGCUCCGGCGGGCAAGCGAGUGGUCAACCAGGACGAGCUGCGGCGGCUGAUGAAGGAAAAACAGCGUCAAAGCACUAACCGGAAACGGAUAGAGUCUCCUUUCGCCAAGUAUAACCGUUUGGGGCAGCUGAGCUGUGCCCUGUGCAACACUCCGGUCAAGAGCGAGCUCCUGUGGCAGACUCACGUCUUGGGCAAGCAGCACCGAGAGAGGGUGGCCAAGCUGAAAGGCGCCAAGGAGGCCACGCAGAGCCCGUCGGCCAAGAGGAAGGCGCCGGACGCGGACAGCCCCGACGCCAAGAGGGCGAGGGCGGCCUUGGGGCCCCAGGUACAGCCCUCCACCUCGGCUCUGCCUGACUGUGAGACCGCGGGAGGGGCUCCCAGCAGGCUUUCGGGGCUCGGCUUACUCCCCGAUUACGAGGACGAGGAGGAGGAGGAGGAGGACGUAGUACCAGAAGGAAAGGGGAGGGACCCUAGCAAGCAGACCCCCGACGCGCACGGUCAAGAACCUUCCUCUCGAGAGGAUAAUGUGCGGCCAAAAGAUGCCUUUCAUGCGAAUCCUCCUAAGACCCCUUUAGUUCCUCACUCGGGGUCCAUCGAGAAAGCAGAAAUACAGGAGAAAGUGGUGGAAAGGCGAGAGAACACCGCCGAAGCGUUACCGGAAGGUUUCUUUGAUGACCCAGAGGUCGAUGCCAAAGUACGAAAAGUGGACGCCCCGAAGGACCAGAUGGACAAAGAGUGGGACGAAUUUCAAAAAGCCAUGCGGCAGGUCAACACGAUUUCCGAGGCCAUCGUGGCCGAAGAGGAUGAGGAGGGACGGUUGGACCGUCAGAUCGGGGAGAUCGAUGAGCAGAUCGAGUGUUACCGUCGGGUGGAAAAGCUGCGGAAUCGCCAGGAUGAAAUCAAAAACAAGCUUAAAGAAGUUCUGACCAUCAGAGAACUGCAGAAAAAGGAAGAGGAGAACACUGACAGCGAUGAUGAGGGGGAGUUACAAGACCUGUUGUCUCAGGAUUGGAGGGUGAAGGGGGCUUUGUUGUAAG